Messenger RNA from Rotaria socialis, 1779 nucleotides. The record is from the annotation of a GenBank genome assembly. Lineage: Eukaryota; Metazoa; Rotifera; Eurotatoria; Philodinida; Philodinidae.
AUGAGUAGAGUAUAUCUGUUGAUAGUUUUUUACAUUUUUAUUUUCCCUUAUCUGUGUUCAAGUCAACAAGAUGUUCAAAGUGAUACAUGGGUAGCAGUCGAUGAUCUUGGUCGAGCUCUGCCAAAUAUAACACAAGUUGGACCGCCACGUGCUAAUCGUACGGUUGGCAUUUUCUAUUUUUUAACACUAGGUAAUGAUGGAGUAUCAAAUGGACCUUAUGAUGUAUCGAAAAUUCUCAAAGCACACCCAGAAGCACUUUACGAUAUAAAUAGUCCUUAUUGGGGACCACUUUACACGUCUCAUCAUUGGGGUGAAAGUCUCUUUGGUUAUUAUGUUAUUGAUGAUGAUUUCAUUCUUCGUAAGCAUGCCUCAAUGAUUGCUAAUGCAGGUGUUGAUGUCAUUAUUUUUGAUGUUUCGAAUGCCGUAACCUAUCGAGAUAGUUAUCAAAGACUUUGUUCAAUCUAUACUGAUAUUAGAAAGAAGGGAGGACGAACACCACAUAUUGCUUUUCUUUGUCCAUUUGGUAAUCCAGGAGAUAUUGGAAGAAAAACAGUACGUGCGUUGUAUGAGGAUUUGUAUGCUAAUGGAUCAUAUUCAGAUCUAUGGUUUCGAUGGAAAGGUAAACCAUUAAUGCUAGCUGAUCCAGAAUAUGUUGAUGAUGAUAUACGUCAAUUUUUUACGCUGCGUCGUAAUAUUGGACCUUAUAAUCAAGGUCCUACGGGCCCUGACCAAUGGGCAUGGCUUGAAAUAUAUCCACAACAUGUUUUUCCGAACAGUGAUGGAGAAAAAGAAGAAGUAGCUGUAGGUGUUGCUCAGAAUUAUAAUACAUUACAAUAUAAUAGCACUGCACCAAUGAGUUGGCCAGGUGCUUUUGGUCGAAGCUAUCAUAACAAUUCUAUGGAUAACCAAACUGAUGCAGUUAAUUGGGGAUUUAAUUUUGCCGAACAAUGGGAGCGUGCAUUAGACAUUGAUCCUCUUUUUAUUUUUGUUACUGGCUGGAAUGAAUGGACAGCAGGAAAGUAUGAUGCAUGGAGUCGAUGGGAAUCGCCACCAGUUAUUUUCGUUGAUGAAUUUAUACAAGAAUUUAGUCGAGAUAUUGAACCCAUGAUGGAAGGUCAUGGUGAUAAUUAUUACUAUCAAUUAGUCGAUUAUGUUCGACGCUACAAAGGUGUUCGACCAUUGAUUCCUGUUAAACCAAGUUCAAUUAAAAUUGAUGGUAAUUUUGAUGACUGGACACCAGUACAACCUAGUUUUGCAACAGAUCCAGGAACACCUGUAUGGCGUGAUUAUCGUGGAUAUGGCACAGCAGGGCCCUACGUAAAUCAUACCGGAAGAAAUGACAUUGUCGAAACGAAAGUUAGUUAUAACGAAGAUUACAUUUACUUUUAUGUACGCACUAAUAAUCUAACUACAAACUAUACAGAUUCUAAUUGGAUGCUAUUAUUUCUUAAUGUCGAUACUAAUUAUACUACGGGUUGGCUUGGCUACGAUUUCGUAUUGAACAGAGCUGUUACAUCUGCUCAAGAAACAUCUCUUGAACGUAAUAUUGCCAGUGACUCAUAUGAAUGGGGGAAAGUGGCCGAUAUCCCGUAUGCUAUGAAAGGUAAAGAACUAGAAUUAAUGUUAUCUCGUCAAUUAUUAGGAAUUAAACCAUCAUCCGUUACUAUUGAUUUCAAAUGGGCAGAUAAUAUACAGCAAGACGGUACAUGGACUGACUUCACGCUAAAUGGUGAUGCUGCCCCGCCAGAUCGAUUUAAUUUUCGUGCUCAACUCAACUGA